AUGGUAAACAAGAACUGGGCUUUAAUGGCGGUUUUCUCAUUCUUGGUUGCCAGCGUUGUGACAACAAUGGCAGCGCAAACAGAAUCUGCCCCUGGUAAUGCUUCUCAAUUUCGUACGCCCCUUCGAUAUGAUUAUUAUGAGGAGAAAUGUGGGAAUGUUGAGAACUUUGCGAGGAGAAUGAUGCUGAGAAUUGUUCAGCUGCAACACAACGCCCCAGCACAACUCUUACGCCUUCUCUUCCAUGAUUGUUUCAUUCGGGGUUGUGAUGCAUCUGUUCUGCUAGCUGACAGUAAUAACGAGAAUGGGACUGUUGAACGUGACGCCAUCCCAAAUAGGACAUUGAAAGGCUUUGAUUUCAUUGAUAUGAUAUAA
Molecule: messenger RNA, 372 nt
Organism: Nicotiana tabacum (common tobacco)
Lineage: Eukaryota; Viridiplantae; Streptophyta; Magnoliopsida; Solanales; Solanaceae
Source: RefSeq, a predicted model, not a curated record